This is a messenger RNA of Peniophora sp. CBMAI 1063, 3249 nucleotides long. The record is from the annotation of a GenBank genome assembly. NCBI's taxonomy places the organism in Eukaryota, Fungi, Basidiomycota, Agaricomycetes, Russulales, Peniophoraceae.
AUGGCUUACAAGCAAGGUCGCGUGGCUCAGGAUGGGCUCUCCGUCGACAUAUUACACCGCAUAUUCACUCAGGCCCAUGAUUCAACACCAUUGGAGGCAUUCAACUCGGAAGGUUUCCCAUCCUGGCUAUCCCCUCUGCACGUCUGCCGAACUUGGCGCGCCGCUUCGCUGACCUGCGCGUCGCUAUGGCGCCACGUUCCCCUUCAAAGUCUCGCUCUGACCGACUUCGCCCUCUCACAUGCCAAAUCAUUGCCUCUCAUCGUAUACGCUCCUCCGGCCGGACACUUCGAGUCUGCUGCAGUUCGCACUGCGUUGCUACUCCGCCCAACACGCAUCCAACAGCUUGCUUGCCUUGCCACGACGGCCACGUCAAAAGCGCUCAAGACAUUGUCUGCUUUAGAGGUCCUAUGCCUCUGGAUACCCUCUACACAGAGUGGAGUCGCCGAAGACCGCGAUAUACUCCGAGGACAGUUGACCGCAAUAGGGCUGGGCGGGGCAAAAGUGCUUGGACCAUUGCGCGAAUUGCGUCUACAUGCAGUGGAAAGCGGACUGUAUCUGACGCCUGGCGUCUUGCAACAUACGAUCAUGCUCACGGUUCUUGAGCUGACUCUUGACGGUCGUAUAUGGGAUAACUUAAGCUCUUUCUUCCAUUCGCUACGCGCGCUAUCCAAGCUUCAGUCGUUGGUCAUUCGAAACGGUGUCCUGCCACAUGGUUUUUCGGAGGAUCCAUACACCCCGGAGCCACAUGGGAUAAUCGAGCUUGCACACUUGCGAGAGCUAUGUCUCGAAGCCGAUACAGUGGUGGUCGCGCGAAUUCUACAAUGGCUCUCGAUGCCAACCUGCACGCGGGUUGCGUUGACUAUGCUCGAACAGGACGAGGAUAACUUCGAACCUGAACCUGAACAGGAUUCGGACGGUGAAGAUAUCGAAUACCUCGACGCACCGGUUUGGCUUAUCCGGGGCUCGGUCAUCGACAUUCUCGUCAGCCACUUCAAAGACCGGCAGGCUGAUCGAUUCCCCCUUCAGCACCUCUCCUUGCAUUCGAUGGACGAUGAUUUUCAUCGUAAUACGUGGUACAGCCCCUCUGAUCUCGCGUCUUGCCUUCGCAACUUUCCACAUCUCGUCACUCUGAGCAUCAUAUUUCACGACCAACCGCGGGAUCGGUGGGAAGCGACAGCUGAAGAGCCUAUCGCGCUCUCGGAGUUAACCCAUCUGCACCUCAGCGGCAUGUCCGAGUGGCUCUUUCCGGUCGCCCGCGCCAUCGCAGCACCAAAACUACUCCAUCGCUCCCUCGUCCUGCAGACAUCACCACCGGGUUCUUGGUACGACUCGUCGAGGUAUGAUUACUCAAAGUCAAAAUCGGCUACGAAGAACGAGCGGUUUCCUGAAACACAUCUUCGACAACUUCGGGAGGCAAUCUGUCUACCCAAGCUGUCCAACGACAGCUCAGACUCCUACACUCGCUUAUACAUCACACCCCUUCGCACCACCAACUACCUACCCGGCUUGCGUCUUCUUGCAACUGGGGUGACAGGCCCAAAUCUGCCUCCUGUGCUCGAUCUGUCUCUGGACGAACAGAAUUUGAAACACGGGGAUUUCAACACCUGGGAUUAUGCGGCGGUUCUAGGACGCAUACUCGCCUUCAUUCCGCUGACCUCCUUGCAUGAGCUUCACGUCGCGCACCCCUCCGCGAAGGACGGUCUCCUCACAGACACUGUGCUCGCAAGCUUACGAUCGGCGCGUGUUCUCGAUGUCAGAUACUAUACUGCGACUGGCCCGCUUCUCGCGCUACCCAAUCUGCAAUACAUCUCACUCAAACACCUACCCGCCAUAACGGAGCUGCCUUCGACGUCUCCCUCGCAGGCGAUUUGCCUCGAUAUUACCGGAUGCACAAUCACCGAGGCGGAUAUUGAUCUCAAGCGUAAAUGGGCCGGUUCGGAAAACUUUACAUGGGAUGGCAUCACGAAAAGGAAACGCGCUCCGACAUGGGCCAUGAACAGCCCCGCCGCUAUGCGGAACGGUAUCACUGUCCAUGAUUUGCCACCAGAACUCCUUCUCGAAGCGUUCCAGCAUCUCGUAGAGCUCAAGCCGUUGGGGACCAUCGAUUAUCCCGAAGAAUGGGAUGAUGCUUCCGACGCUUACGACUCGACCACAACCUCGAGCGAUGAUGACUACAGCAACGACGAGCACUCUUCAAGCUCACAAUCGAUCUGGCAUCCCUUCUCUCUUGCAUGGAUGCGCGUCACCCAUGUCUGCAGCCGAUGGCGCUAUGCCGCCCUGUCAGCUCCAUCGCUAUGGUCGUUCAUCCCUCUCAAUUUGCCACGUGCUUGGGUGGACGAGCUCUUUCGCAGGACCCAAACCGCGCCCGUGGACAUCUACAUACCGGAGGAUCACUGGGGCGACCGUCUGACUACGCGCAUGUACAACAUGAUAGGGAAAGAUCAUCCCGCUACCAGCGGACAUAUACUAGACGAACUUUCCAUCACUACAUAUCUCUUUCCUCGUCUUGACUUGACCGCGUUCAAGCAUCUGCGCCGGCUGGAUGUCGACUUCAGAAGCAACAUUGUCGGCCUUGGCGCUCUCUCGAUCCUCACGGAUGUCAAUAUUCCAUCGCUCACCGAGCUGAGACUCGUUAUGACUCGCCCCUAUGCAGAUACCAGCGUCACUCUACCCGGCCAUUGGACCGCUGUGUUGGACAAGUUGACCGUUCUUGAACUGGAGUCCGUCCAGUUCGAUUUUACGUUGGGACAUGAAGAGAUCGUUCUUCCACGCCUACGUGAGCUACGGAUAACAGAGAAUGCGGGAUUCUGCGGGAACUUCGUGCGGCACGUCCGUGUGCCCUAUUUGAGCUCAUACGCUGUGCGAUACGAUUGUCCAGAAUAUGGGCCAUCUAUCGACCUUAGAGAGGUCAAGGCUCUAGGAUUCGCUCGCGUGCUCGACGACGUGGACGCCACGAUACCUCCUCUACACGCCCUUGUCGUCAUUCACAUCCUGACGUCCUACUCCGCGCUCUUCCACGUUCACGGCUGGCGCUCAAACAACCACGACGGUCAUGAUACAGAGGACUUUCCUCUCCAAGUUAUGAGGAUGGCACCUAUAGACGCCCAUAUCUCUCACAACAUGGAUCUCCCGAACGAUACGGGAAUGAUCAUGAUGGCCAACUUCGCCACAACACUCUUGAGUCAUCCGUCCCUAAGCACAUUGUGCAUGCUCUCGCUUGACUACCAGUCCCGAACUGGCACUUGGUGA